Molecule: messenger RNA, 2213 nt
Organism: Rotaria sp. Silwood1
Lineage: Eukaryota; Metazoa; Rotifera; Eurotatoria; Philodinida; Philodinidae
Source: the annotation of a GenBank genome assembly
UUUAGAUUAUAUUUAAGCUUUUUAUGUAUGUGCUUGCCAUUAAUUAGAAAAUUUAACAGAGCAGUAAAAUUUUCCAUUACGUUUCAAGCCUUGACAUGAAGGAGCACAGGUAUAAGUUUUCAAUAGAGUGGAGAUUACUCAAAUAGAAAUUGGAUCGUUUUUUAUCUUGCCUCUCAUGAUUGCCUGAGGAAAAAUUUUGAGCCUCCCCUAGAUUAAAAUCGUUCCACCGCCUAUGUGUGGAUGUGUACAAAAAGGAGAAAGAAACAACAAAUGGGUCAAUACAAUACAUUGCUGCCCACACACUUAGCUGAGUUUAUGUGGCGUCGGAAGUUCGGUGAUCGACCAUUAGAGAACUUAAUCAGAUGUAUACGUGAUUUAUAUCCUGUCCUGUAGUUUUUUUUUAAAUAAAUGUUUGAAUUUUAUCUUUACCGCGACUUCUUUUUUUUUCUUUGAAUGAUCACACUCUCACAUUAGAACGUCAUCUAUAUGGGAAUAAUUGUGAUAGAUGCAUCGUUAUCACCAAUCACUUUUUUUUCCUUUCCUCUCUUAUAUGAUAGGGUGUGACUAUUCUGAAGAAGUACCCCCAAAUCCUAUUGGUUGAGCAGUAGCCAAUAGAAGUCAAGUGUUUAUAGGCAAGGUUUACCAGGAUAAUUUUUAUGUCCACAUAUUCUAAAAUGACUCAUCUGGCUCAUUCACUUUUUUAAGUACACAUAACUCUCGGAUUUAAAUCCGAAGUUUCGACAUUUAUUUUUUCUCAUUCCUCUAUUUUUGAAUAUCACAUUGUACAAACCGUUAGAAACGGAAAAACAUGUAAAAUAUUUUUUCUAUUUCUUUUAUACAGAUCGAUACGUUGCAAUCACAUGACCUUACAAAUAAAAAUUCACAAUCAAUAACAAAUAAUAAUAAUGCAAAUGAAGAUAUGACAAAAAAAACCAAGUAAACUAUGAAUAUAUUUAUAAAUAAAAGUUUUAGUUUUUUUUUAACUAGGUAUAAUUGUUCAACAAGAACCAUAUCAACAAAUAGAAAAAAUACGAAUUAAUCUUCAUAAAUUACAACUUGAAGAUCCAGCUGAUUUUACACCUAAUUUAAUAAAAGAAUUAUUACAAGAUGGUUAUUCUUUUGAUAAUGAUACUAGUGAACGUUUACUUCAACAACGUUAUUCAGCAGCAAAUAGUAAAGAUGAUGAUGAUGAUAUAAAUGAUAAUGAUAAUGAUGAAGAACAUCAACCAUUAAAAAAAAAACGUAUACGUCGUACAAAUGAUAAUAUACUUAAUCAUAAUUCAAUUGAUGUAAUGAGUGCAUUAAAUAAAAAAACACGUGAUCGUUUAGCACGUAAACCAUUAUAUAUUGAUGCUGAUCCACAAGAAAAUACAUCAUAUCAACGUUUUAUACAAUUAUUAGAUAUAUUUAAUGAUGAUUAUGAAUGUCAUCAUGAACAGUUUGAACAAACACCUGAUGAUCAUUAUCUUGAUUUAUUAUUAUCUGAACAUACAUUAGAUGAAAUGGCAAUAUUAUCUGAAAAAUUAAAACUUUCAACAUAUAUGUCACGUAUUGAUCGUAUGAAAUUAAAACGUUGUUUAUUAGAAAUUUUAUCAUUACGUAUAACACAAGAUAUUGAAAUAAGUUCAAUACUUAAACAUGAUAUUAAUGAUGAACAAAUAAAUGAAGAUAAAGAAAAUAAUAUACCAAAAGAAAUUCUUAUUGAACAUGUUAUUGAAAAUACAUCUUUAAUUAUAAAAAUACAAUUAGCUAAAACAAUAUUUCCUGAAUAUGAUCCAUUAUAUAGAAAUGAUAAUCAUUCAAAAGGCAUUUGUAUUUAUGUUGAAAAUAUUGUUGAUAUUCAAGCACAUUCAUUACGUAUUCUAACAGAAUUAUUUUCUCGCUAUGAACAUCAUCCUGAUUCAAUACUUGAAGAUAUUCUUUUAUCUCUAUUACGUUUACCAACAAUUAAAAAAAGUCUUCGUUAUUAUCGUUUACUAUCUGGUGAAUCAAUACAAAUGUUUACAUCAUUAAUUAUGAAUUUAAUUCAUGCAUCUGUAUUAUUAGGUACAAUAAUAAAUUUAAAUAUAAUUGAUACAACAAAUGAAUUAAAUUUAUUAAAUACAUAUACAACAGCACAAAAUUUAGUAUUUAAAUUUUUAAUAUUAUUUUUUCAUUCAUGUGGAACAAAACAAGGUGAAGAUGAUUAUCGUAUUCAUGAAAAAUGCAGGUAA